Gymnodraco acuticeps is the source of this 934-nucleotide messenger RNA. It is a transcript of the gene mrpl58, whose product is annotated as mitochondrial ribosomal protein L58. The record is from RefSeq and is a predicted model, not a curated record. Gene Ontology annotation, biological process: mitochondrial translational termination. NCBI's taxonomy places the organism in Eukaryota, Metazoa, Chordata, Actinopteri, Perciformes, Bathydraconidae. The transcript has 6 exons. Gene Ontology annotation, cellular component: mitochondrial large ribosomal subunit. Gene Ontology annotation, molecular function: translation release factor activity. The coding region runs from base 249 to 836 and encodes 195 amino acids.
AGCGAUCCGAGUUCAAAUCUCGGUAGAACCUAACUUUAUGAUUAUUUACUGUUAUGAACAUACUCCUCAAAGGUGAUGGAAACUACUGUGUGUUUCUAGUUUUAUAAAUCUAUACAUAUAGUUUUCUACUCGGCAGCAUGCAGUACCUACAUAUAAAACUGCACUUUAGCAGCAGCUAGCUCAUCCAAGUACAUGCAUGGCUACAUUGACGAAUACCAGUUCACUUGCUGUUAUGAAGUCAGUCCAACAUGGCGGCGCACAUAGUACGACGUUGUUGUUAUUUUCUCUGUCGUAGUACAGCAGUUAACAGGAUUCCACAACAUAUAAAACUGAGGGAUGUCGUAUUAAGAGACAUCAACAACACUUUACAUUUGCGUGUUGCUUACGGGACUCGAGGAGCAGACACCACAGAGGAUUCCCAAGUGCAUAUUCCAGUGGACCGCCUGAAAGUAUCCUACAGCAGAAGCAGUGGGCCUGGUGGUCAGAAUGUAAAUAAAGUCAGCACAAAGGCUGAGGUCCGAUUCCAUGUGCUAACAGCAGACUGGAUCCCAGAGGAUGUUCGACGGAAAAUCUUUGAAACGAACAAAAACCGCAUCAAUAAGGCUGGGGAGCUGCUGGUGAACUCAGAGCUGAGCAGGAGUCAGAACAGAAACCUCUCUGAUUGCAUACAGAAGAUUUCUGCCAUCAUAGCUGAGGCCAGCGAGAAGCCACAUGAACCAACAGCAGAGGACGUAGCUCUCAGGGCAGCCAGGUUAGCGAGACGGGACAAGGAGCGACUCAAAGAGAAGAAGAUCCAAUCAGCUACCAAGAAGAGCAGACGAGUGGAUUUUGACUAACUGUUAUAUUUCUACCUCGCUAUUGUAAAUAAUGAUAUGUCUUGUAAUACAAUAAGGUUGCUACAUUUUUCGUAUUAAAUGAAUGAAGAAUUAAUGUC